AAACGGACCCAAUGAUUAUUACUCUCCAACCCCCUAAUAUACACUUUUUUACUAAUAAUUUACCCAUCAAAUUUUACUUUUACCAUCACAUCAAAAUUAAAAUUGAAAUCAACCACAAAUAUACACUUUUUAUUCCUUCUAAAAGUCAAAAUAGGAAUCGCUUUAUGAAAAGAAAAGGAGUAUAUAGUAUUCAUUCUAUGAACACAUCUAAAAUCAAAUAAUAUUCAAAUUUUCAAUAGCAUUAUAUUAUUAUUAACUCGAAUUUAUUUAUCUAGAAAAUGUUUCCAAUGUAAAAAUGGUAAGAACAAGAGAUGAGGAAUGAUAAAGGGGACCAAAGGGUGCACAUUACUCACAAGAGGUUUUCUCCUAACCCUUCUCCUCCCAUGGUCCAUCAUCUUCUCCUCAUCCCCCCACGCAGCCGCCUCCACUCCUCCGGCGAGCACCACCGGCGGCGGGACGCUGUACGGGCACUUCGACCUCCACGAGUUCUCCGGGCGCUCGGAGCCGGCGGAGAGGUUCCUGAUGAAGAAGGAGAGGGCCCACUUGGGGUGGAUGAGGGGCUUGGGGCAGAGGAGCGGCGGGUAGUGCCAGUUGAGGUAGCAGGGGACUUGGGCGGCGAUGAAGUACUGUGAGUGGAGCGGCGGCGGCGACGGCGUGGGGCUGGUUAUGAUGUGGGUUAGGGCGUGGAGUCUUUG
Cuscuta campestris is the source of this 695-nucleotide messenger RNA. NCBI's taxonomy places the organism in Eukaryota, Viridiplantae, Streptophyta, Magnoliopsida, Solanales, Convolvulaceae. The record is from the annotation of a GenBank genome assembly.